AUGCAUCAAGCGCAGAAUGCGCAGCAUUUGUUACCUACGAAUUUGCAGUACAAUGGUACCAGCCAGUCGGAGGUAUUGCUUUUUCAGCUGAUCGGCCCCGUAUCAAUAUUGCUACGGAAUAUCGCUGUACCAUGGAUUUUUGUGGGCUUUCGAUUUGCUGUUACCAACGGAUUUUGCUUUGUCCAUGUUAAAAAGAAAUGGCUAAAGGGCAUUAUCGUCAAGAAAAUGCCGCCCAAACAUCUGUUAAGUGCAUCGCUUGAGAAGGAUGCAGCUAAUUAG
Molecule: messenger RNA, 279 nt
Organism: Gongylonema pulchrum
Lineage: Eukaryota; Metazoa; Nematoda; Chromadorea; Rhabditida; Gongylonematidae
Source: the annotation of a GenBank genome assembly